AUGUCAACUAAUAAUAACGAAGAUAUUGAUAAUGAUGAAUUGCAACAACAGGAUAAUGAGGAACAACAACAACAACAACAACCACAGGUAUCAACAUUCAAUGAACAGCAACGUCAGAUAAGGGAACAGCAGCAGGUAAUAGAUAAACAAAAUCAACUUCUUCAACAACACAUUCAAUUAAUAAAUCAACAAUCUCAACUACAAUUGAAUAAUCAUACGACACCACCAUCAUCACCCAACAUUACAACACCAAUAACUUCAGCAGCAAUAACCAACACAAUAAAGAAAUCAUUAGGAAAAAUUAACACUGAUGAUACCGACCACCAGUUGUUACAGAAAGUGAUAAUGAUCUUCCACAACAAACCAAUUCAAAAAAACAACAUUACAUUUAUUAUCAAUGCCCAAAAUUACUCGAAGAAAAUUUUAAUAUCUUCAAAUUUAUAUUUUUAA
Dictyostelium discoideum AX4 is the source of this 450-nucleotide messenger RNA. RefSeq lists its product as hypothetical. Bases 1 to 450 code for a protein of 149 amino acids. Lineage: Eukaryota; Evosea; Eumycetozoa; Dictyosteliales; Dictyosteliaceae. The record is from RefSeq and is a predicted model, not a curated record. The transcript has a single exon.